CGCCGCUGUUCCUCUACGGCGCCGUCUCUCCACGCCGGUGAGUCAGCGCGGGCCGGUGGCGCCCGCCCGCCCCCCGCGGUGAGUCGGCGGCGGCGCCGCGGGUCAUGCUCAGGCAUGUCGGGCCGGGCCGGGCCGCGGCGGAGCUAAGCCCUGACUUGCCUCCUCUGGGCAGCGCUAUAUAAGGCCCGGCCCGGCCCGGCACAGACACCGCCGCCGGAGCCCAGCGUGCGGGCUGGAGCAGGCACCGAGGCAAAUGUGCAAUACCAAGAUGUCCUCCCUUACGGAUCCCGCUGCCGCCGCUUCGGAGCAAGAGGCGCUGGUUAAACCAAAGCCACUGCUGUUAAAAUUGUUAAAGUUAGCUGGUGCUGAAAAGGACACUUUUACUAUGAAGGAGGUAAUAUUCUAUAUUGGACAAUAUAUUAUGUCUAAGCAAUUAUAUGAUGAAAAACAGCAGCAUAUUGUACACUGUGCAAAUGAUCUCCUGGGGGAGUUAUUUGGAGUAACAAGCUUUUCAGUAAAAGAACACAGGAGGCUAUAUUCAAUGAUUUCCAGAAAUCUGAUAGCAAUCAAUCAACAAGACUCUACCCUUGGCGACACACCUGAGGAUGAUGCCACAUCUCAGCUUGAAGAAGAAAAUGUUGUUAAGGAAUCUAGGCAAGAGUUAGAAGAGAACCAGACUUCAUCAAGCCUGACUUCCCAACCAACUACAUCUUCUAGGAGGAGGACACACAGUGAAUCUGAAAAAAGUUCUUCAGAUGACCUGCACAGUGACAGAAGAAAGCGACACAAGUCAGAGAACAUUUCGGUGACAUUUGAUGAAAGUCUCUCAUGGUGUGUAGUCAGUGGUCUGUGCCGUGAAAGAAGCAAUAGCAGUGAUUCAACAGAUUCUCUUUCCAUUCCUGAUCUCGAUGCUAGUUCAUUAAGUGAGAACUCAGAUUGGUUUGACCAUGGUUCUGUAUCAGACCAGUUCAGUGUGGAGUUUGAAGUUGAGUCUAUUUAUUCAGAAGAUUACAGCCAUAAUGAAGAAGGGCAGGAGCUCACUGAUGAAGAUGAUGAGGUUUAUCAGCUGACUAUUUACCAGGAUGAAGAUAGUGAUGCUGAUUCAUUUGAUGAAGAUCCAGAGAUUUCUCUAGCUGAUUAUUGGAAGUGUCCCGAAUGCAAUGAAAUGAAUCCUCCGCUUCCACGGCAUUGCCACAGAUGCUGGGCCCUUCGUGAGGAUUGGCUUCCAGAUCAAAAGAGUGAGAAACUGGAAAAGAGCAAAUUAGAAACCUCCUUUCCUGCAGAGUCUGGAGAAGGUUUUGAUGUUCCUGAUUGCAAGAAAACAAAAAUGACUGAAGACAAAGAACCAGCUGUGGAUGAGAAUGAGGAUAAAUCAGUACAGCUUUCUGAGUCCCAGGAAAGUGAAGGCUAUUCCCAGCCAUCAACAUCAAGCAGCAUGUUCUGUAGCAGUCAGGAGGACUUCAAGGAACCUGAGAAGAGAGAAAUGCAAGACAAAGAGGAAAGCAUGGAGUCCAGUCUGCCUGUUACCAGCAUAGAGCCGUGUGUCAUAUGUCAGAGCAGACCUAAAAAUGGCUGCAUAGUGCAUGGCAAAACGGGACACCUGAUGUCAUGUUUUACCUGUGCAAAAAAGCUCAAGAAGAGGAACAAACCCUGCCCAGUGUGCAGACAGCCCAUACAAAUGAUUGUGCUAACUUAUUUUAGUUAGACAUGUGUUGACUGGAAAGCAGCCAAAGAAACUUCAGAAACUGGUUAAGAGAGUAAGAAAUUAUUUUUGUAUGCUUAUUGGAAAGUUAAUAUUUUGUGUCUCUUUGCAUUCUGUGAAAAAUAAUUGCUGACAUAACUGCACUGGAGUUAUUAAGAGGUUUGCCUAAUGCUCAGAAGUCAACUUGGAGAUUUUAAAUCCCUCUCAGUAAAAGUAACCAGGUCCUCUAAACCACCUCCUCUCCAAGUGUUUUAAUGUUCCAUGCAAGUUAGUGGCAUUUGUUUUAUUGAAUUAAAUACAUGCAUUAAAACCCCAAAUUCAAUAAUUGUUGGAGGAGAGACAUGUUGAAGUGUGUAUUUCUGCAAAUUCCUCAUUUAAGAAAAUAUAUGAUUAUCCAGGUUCCAGUUUUUGUUGCUUGGUGAAAACAUAAGGCUCAGUCAGACUCCUCUGCUUAUGUGCAGCAUGAAACAAGUCUCAACAGACAAGAUAAAUGAAGGAUAUGCUAUGAGCUCUCAUGUCAGGUAGUAGUAGGGGACAGUUGUUUUCUUUUUCUGCACUUGUUUCUGACUUAGCAGAAUACAUUCAGCUGCAUUGCUGCAUUCACUGUAAUAAAAAUAGAAAAGAAAUUCCCCUUCACCUGUAGAAACACUUAAGCUUGCAGUUCCAGUUCACAUUCUUUAAGUGCAGUAGUCUUUCCAACUCACUGUUCUUAUCUGUAUCACGAGAAUUCUGAAAAUUUUUUGCAAGGUGCUUGGCCAAUUCAAAGUUGGUCUUUUUAGACCUGUCCUUUACUGCUUUUAGUUCUUGUCUCCUCACUGUACUUUGUCAAAUACUUGGUGAAACUUACCAGUUCUGUGCCCAGGGAGUCUGCUGCCUGCCUCAGUUCUGGGGGCCUUAAGGCAAGGUAGAGUGUGGGAGCCAGGAUGCAGUAAAAUUCACUCAGCUGCCUUUCACAUGGAGUUUCUGUACCCUGCGAGUGAUACUUACUUCUUUGGAAAACUAUGUUACAAGAACACUUGUAUAUUUUUGGUACCUUUUAUUUUCACAUGUGGCUGCUGAUUGUGUGACCAGUGGGGUAUGGCAGAUAAACAGGGGAGUGCCAAGAGUGGAGAUGUAGUCCAAGUGCAGGAAUUGGGCAGCGUUACCAUCUUACAGGCUAAGGCUCAACUGCUUCCCCAACACCAGCAGUAUAAAAUUGCUGAUGCCUGUGAGCCGGCACAGAGACUCCUCCUGCUCUCCUUAACUGCAGGGCUGCAAAUGCCUGAAAGUACUCAGGAAAAGGACAUAAGGAGAUACAGGAAAGACUUAGUAAAUCUUUGAUUGUGACUUGGUUGAAAAGUAGUAACUUUAUAGGUAAAGACUGAAUUAUUGAGAUCAUUCACAUUUUGUUCAUACUUUUUUUUUUUUUUAGUUAUUUUGUUGCUAGUGAAAGAAAGUGGUGCAUCCAAGUUCUAACACAGUUCAUUUUAAGUAUACAAAAUAUAAACUCCAGUUGUAUUCAUUCACGUUCUUACUUGCAAGUUUCUUGCCUCCUGCAAUUUGGACAGGGACAUCAGGUAGCUUGAAGUUUUGGAAGUUUUUUUGAUCAGCAGAAACCUUUCAUGGUUUUUAUAGGAUUUGAUAAUCCUUGAGCCUCAGAUAGCUAGUUUUUGGGCAGAUAGCUAGUUUUUUCAAAGAGAGAUGCUAUUACAGAGCUACUUGCCUUACUUUGCACUUCCUAUUAAUGGUUUUUUUUUUAAUUUUUGAUUUGAUAAACUUAGGUGCUAUGAGGCUUGCAGAGGCUCUUCAUUGCACCUGCAGGUGAGAGAUAAUUAUAGAUGUGUAUAUGCAGAAGCAUCAACAACAUGGGAAUUGUACCUAAAAAGUUUCAUCUUGUUCUUAUGAAGCUUUGUCCACUGCAUUGUCUCCCGUGUCUCCCCCUGUCUCAGCACGAUGCCUUCUCUGCAGGGGCUGGCCUGGCUGUGUAACUGCAUGCUGGGGGAGCAGCUGCCCUUGACUUCUUCCUGUUGGGACAAAUUGUGCCAUCCCUCUCAGCAAUCCUUUCCAGUCACGUGCCUUCUGUUGCAGAGAAUAGCUCUGGAAAUACCUUCCACUCGCUCCAAUGGGGAGGAAAUGGGCCAUUUUCAUUUCUGCAUCUGCAAAUCACUGUGUCGAGUAUUUUGGUUGGAGUUACAUUCUAUGGCCUAAUAUUAUUCUUAAUGACUUCUAGUGCAACUUUGAAUUGUUUGGUGUGGGUGCAUGCCUUCCAAGUGGAAGUGAUGGGAAUUGAUGCCUGUUCCUGCAGGGGACACUGGCAGGCCAGUGCAGUGCAGGGCUGGUGCCCGGGGCUGUGGCACAGUGGCUCCUGUGGGGACUGCUUGGGCUCUGCCUCCACCCUGUCUCCUGUGUGGGCACAAGCAGUGAGCACCCUGCUUGUUCUGGCCCUUAAACGCUGGUACAAAACGUCAGAGAUCCUCAUGCAAUAUCCUACACCUUUUAAUCAAUAAUUUAUUGCUGUUUGUAAAUAUACUUGUGCUCACAGUUGAUGUUUUGAGCUCUAAUUUAUUGAAUUAGUCUACUGCUACAUGUCUAGUUAUAUAAAUAUGCUUAUUUAGUAAAUCACAGGCACAAGAGGACUAUUUUAAGAAAUGUAGCAUUAAAAUUCAGAGAAAUACUCGUAUUAUAUUGAGAAGGGAGAUUUAUGUCUAUGGGGUUUUUUUCCUUCCCUUAAAACAACUUCUGCAUUGAACCUGAACAAGGUUUAUUGAAUAGAGAAGGUGCUGGUCCAACCUCAGCUUAGUGAAAAUAUUUUGGUGGUGUUUUGCUUUCCUUUGGAAUGCUUUUGCAUCCCUCAGUACAGGCAAGGAGCUGACUGACUGCUUCUGGGUGCUGGUAAGGUUGGGGUGAUGGUCCAGGAGAUACAGGAUGAUGAUGAGCGGCUUUCAGGUUAAUUUGCAAAGGUGCAAAUGGCUUUUGCCUUUGGACACGACCAUGAAGGUUGCAGGAUGCAACCUAUUUUUUUUUAGAAAGUACAAUAAACCUACUUUUUGCUUAAAUACAAGUCUUUAACUAUUUACCUAUUUGUUAGUAUUGCCAUUAUGUUAGUAUUGCAAUCCACCUCACACCAGCAGGAUCGUGGGCUGUGCCAUCCUGUGCCUCUCCCCUUAGAAGAUGAUUUAGAAAAGAUAAAGGUGCUUCAAAAUGCUCACUGAUGAAAAGCUUACAUUCCUUUUAAGAGUGUGGUACGAUUUUAUCAGAGUUCUGUUUGCUGUACAUUUGUUCAAAUGUUGCUGUCUCUGAGGCAUCUGUGGGUAUGAAGAUUUUUUUCAGAUUUUUUCUCUUAUGACUAAUAUGAGGAAGAGAAAAAUUCCUCGUUCUUACAGAGAGUGUCAACAAGAAGAAUUGUUUCAGAAAAAUGUAUCUUAGAAAAGAGAGAUUAGAAAAUUAUUAAGACCCUAAUGAAACUGAAUAAAUAGGAUGGAAAUAGGGGUGAAGAUUUUUUUCUUCUCCAUCUUAAUCUAAGGCUGCUGUUUUGUUGGGGUGUAACGUUAGGUAGAGUUUAUAAUUUUAAAGCAGGUAAUUUAUUCAGCACAUUAACUUAGCACACACAUGGUGGGGCAGGAGUUAUCCCUUAUCCCAGGAAGGUGCAGCAUUUUGUUGUGCAGCGUUUGGCCUGAAAAGGGGCAUUUGCUGUUGUGAGGUUUCCCUGUGGGGAGGAUUAUAUUGGGCAGUUGGGGGACUUGAGGAGAGGCAGCGUUGUCAUGGAGGGGCUGUAGGGCAGCCUUGGUCCUCGCUGGAGCAUCAGCCCUCUCCUUUCCAGGGGAUUCCCUGCCCUGCCCUGCCUUUCCAGCUCCUCCACACCGGAGUCCAAGGCACAGCUUGUGCUUUAAACGUUGCACAAGCAAAGCACAAAACCCAGCUUGAGGUUUUAAUAGUGGAUUGCACUUAUGGAACAUGAAAAAUUGUUGCUUUUAACUACAGUGUGGGGGUUUAUUUAGGGUUUUUUUUUUUUUAGCAUAGAUGCACUGAAAGCUUCAAGUGAAUGGUUCUUUGGUGUAUCUAGACCUAUAUUAUACAUGUGAAAUUUGUCAGUGAUACUUAAAAAGGUGGUGGCUCCCCUUUUGAGUAGAUAUUUUCAGCUUAACAGCCUACUUUUAAGGGAUGGUUCUUGGUCUUGAGCCACAGUAGUGGCUGUCAGGAUGAUGACUAAUUUAUACCUAAAAUACCAAUAGCUUUUCUAAAACCAGAGUCUUUGUUGUCUGACUACACAUAGCUGGGAUGACUGUUGAAUAGAGUAGCUCAUAGAGAAUUUAAAUAACUAUGCAACAUGCUUUCAAGAGCUUGACCUGGUGCAUUACUUUCCAGCUACCCAGUGCUUGUAUGACCACAGUCAGUAAUCAUUAAAAUGCAAGUAUCCACUCCAAUUGCACACCGUAUAGACCCAUUUAUGAGGAGUUCCACGUGUCUUGCAUUUAUCUUUCAGUUUUCAGUUUUUCCUUUUCUGAUGAAAAUUGAGUACUGUGUUCCAUUUAAAAGCUUUAAAUAAAGAUUUGUUUAUAUACUC
Zonotrichia leucophrys gambelii is the source of this 6245-nucleotide messenger RNA. RefSeq names its product MDM2 proto-oncogene (gene MDM2). Gene Ontology annotation, biological process: protein ubiquitination; regulation of gene expression; negative regulation of apoptotic process. NCBI's taxonomy places the organism in Eukaryota, Metazoa, Chordata, Aves, Passeriformes, Passerellidae. The coding region runs from base 254 to 1705 and encodes 483 amino acids. The transcript has 11 exons. Gene Ontology annotation, cellular component: nucleus. The record is from RefSeq and is a predicted model, not a curated record. Gene Ontology annotation, molecular function: ubiquitin protein ligase activity; p53 binding; identical protein binding.